AUACGGCCGUUGGGUAACAAGGCGUGUGGCUGUCAUCACAAUAGCUGCCAUUUGGCUGCUGGCCGCAUUCGUUUCAUUUGUACCCAUCUCAUUGGGAUUACAUCGGCCCGAUCAACCGUUAAUUGUAGAGGAUAAUGGAAAGAAAUAUCCAACCUGUGCACUGGAUCUGACGCCCACAUACGCAGUCGUGUCGAGCUGUAUCAGUUUUUAUUUUCCAUGUGUGGUGAUGAUUGGCAUCUACUGUCGCCUCUACUGUUAUGCCCAGAAGCACGUAAAAUCGAUUAAAGCCGUUACCCGGCCAGGUGAGGUGGCCGAAAAGCAACGUUACAAAAGUAUACGACGAACCAAACCACCAGAGAAGAAAAAAUUCAAAGUCCGCAAUCUAAAUCAUAGCUCACCCUAUCAUGUUUCGGAUCACAAGGCAGCCGUUACAGUGGGCGUGAUAAUGGGUGUGUUCCUUAUAUGUUGGGUGCCGUUCUUUUGUGUGAACAUUGUGGCCGCAUUCUGUAAAACCUGUAUAGGCGGUCAAACCUUUAAAAUACUCUCAUGGCUGGGUUACUCCAAUUCGGCCUUUAAUCCCAUCAUCUAUUCCAUAUUCAACAAAGAGUUUCGUGAUGCAUUCAAGCGAAUUUUGACAACACGAAAUCCGUGGUGUUGCAAUCAGGACAUCGGCAAUAUACAUCCACGUAACAGUGAUCGUUUUGUUACGGAUUAUGCGGCAAAACAUGUUGUCGCCAUGCAUUCGGGCCGUUCGUCGGCGGAAUUGGAACAGGUAUCUGCAAUAUGACCAAAACGCAAUAGCAGCAAUACCAGUCACGAGUAUGGCACAACAUUGGCAUGUUGCGUAUCGCGAGCAUCGGAUGCUGCGUCGCUGACCAUAACACCAUAUGGACCCUGAGAUUCGGUGACAGUGGCAUCUGCAACAAUUGUGGUAGAGUCACUGGAUGGCAGUAAUAAAUAUGGUGAUAAUAAACAAAUGGAAACAGUAUUGGUUUAAAAAAA
Messenger RNA from Musca vetustissima, 1002 nucleotides. It is a transcript of the gene Dop1R1, whose product is annotated as dopamine receptor 1. Gene Ontology annotation, molecular function: G protein-coupled receptor activity. The annotation marks the transcript as partial. Gene Ontology annotation, biological process: adenylate cyclase-activating adrenergic receptor signaling pathway. Gene Ontology annotation, cellular component: membrane. NCBI's taxonomy places the organism in Eukaryota, Metazoa, Arthropoda, Insecta, Diptera, Muscidae. The transcript has 2 exons. The record is from RefSeq and is a predicted model, not a curated record.